UCUCAUUCUCAACCCUCCUCCCUUGUUCAAGGAGAUCAUUAUAUUCCAAGAGAGAGAGAGAGAGAGAGAGAUGGAAGAGACAAAGUCCAGAUUCAAUAGGAUUUGUGUUUUUUGUGGGAGUAGUUCAGGGAAGAAAGCCAGUUACCAAGAAGCUGCUGUGGAACUUGGAAAGGAACUGGUGGAGAGAAGGAUUGAUUUGGUCUAUGGAGGUGGGAGCGUGGGAUUGAUGGGUCUCGUCUCUCAGGCAGUUCAUGAUGGUGGGCGCCAUGUUCUAGGAGUUAUUCCAAGGAGUCUAAUGCCUAGGGAGAUAACUGGUGUAACAGUUGGAGAAGUGAGAGCUGUAUCUGAUAUGCACCAAAGGAAAGCUGAGAUGGCUCGUCAAGCUGAUGCAUUCAUUGCGCUCCCUGGUGGAUACGGCACAAUGGAAGAGUUGCUGGAAGUCAUUACGUGGGCUCAACUUGGAAUUCACCACAAACCCGUGGGGCUUUUAAAUGUAGAUGGGUUUUAUAAUUCCUUGUUGUCUUUCAUAGACAAGGCCGUUGAUGAAGGCUUUAUCUCGCCAACCGCACGUCGCAUUAUCGUGUCCGCACCAACUGCCAAACAAUUGGUCAUGGCACUUGAGGAAUAUGUUCCAGAGCAUGAUGAGAUAACAUCGAAGCUGGUUUGGGAAGGAGUGGAUAGACUAAAUUAUGUGCCUGAAUCAGGGGUUGCUACGUGAUAUCUGUUUGAAUCAGAAUCGUACCAGGCUUUUUGAGUUACGCAAACCUAGUAUAUACGGUUAUACGGUUUACAAAACCGUACAAGCACACGUCUUUUGGGGGUGUCUUUUUUUUUUUUUUUUUUUUUUUUGGCAUAUAUACAAGUCUGAAGGGAAAACGAAAAUACUGUAACUCUUUUGUGGGACUCAAAGAAUCAAAUUAAUUAAGGCCUUUUUUGCUUCUUAUCUCA
This is a messenger RNA of Quercus lobata, 948 nucleotides long. RefSeq names its product cytokinin riboside 5'-monophosphate phosphoribohydrolase LOG7. The record is from RefSeq and is a predicted model, not a curated record. The coding region runs from base 71 to 718 and encodes 215 amino acids. Gene Ontology annotation, molecular function: hydrolase activity, hydrolyzing N-glycosyl compounds. Gene Ontology annotation, cellular component: cytosol; nucleus. Gene Ontology annotation, biological process: cytokinin biosynthetic process. The transcript has 7 exons. NCBI's taxonomy places the organism in Eukaryota, Viridiplantae, Streptophyta, Magnoliopsida, Fagales, Fagaceae.